AUGGCGCCAAUCUCACUCACCAUCCGCAAGGCCGAGCCCCAAGAUGCUCCAGCAAUCCUCGCAUUGGUGCGCUCAGCAUACCGAGGCGAGUCCAGCCGCGCUGGUUGGACCACAGAAGCAGAUCUCGUGGAUGAUCAGCGCAUAGACGAAAACGGAUUGCUCACAAAGAUCAAUGAGCCAUUUGGGGCGGUUCUUGUUGCGCACGACGCAGCCGGCGAUCUGAUUGCGUGCUGCGAGGUUUUAAAGAAGGACGACACUGUUGGAUACUUUGGCCUGUUUGCCGUAAACCCGCUGCGUCAGGCCGGGGGCAUUGGACGCACUGUUUUGGCCAAGGCCGAGGAGUAUGUCAAGCAGACCUGGGCCCUGUCUGAGAUGCAGAUGACCGUCAUUUGGACGAGACAGGAGCUCAUACAAUGGUAUAUCCGAAGAGGUUAUCAAUUAACGGAAAAGAAGGAGCCUUUUCCAUACAGCAGCUUGGUGGGCGGCAAGGCGCUGAGAGACGACUUGUAUUUCUCGGUGUUGGUCAAGGCUCUUUGA
Messenger RNA from Trichoderma gamsii, 537 nucleotides. Its product is annotated as acetyltransferase. Gene Ontology annotation, molecular function: acyltransferase activity, transferring groups other than amino-acyl groups. Lineage: Eukaryota; Fungi; Ascomycota; Sordariomycetes; Hypocreales; Hypocreaceae. The transcript has a single exon. The coding region runs from base 1 to 537 and encodes 178 amino acids. The record is from RefSeq and is a predicted model, not a curated record.